AUGUCACAGGUGUUACGUUUAAAAGGCCACUUUUCAGAUGCCUUAAAGCACAUGGAGAAAAAACCUUUGUUAAAUAAAGGCUCAAGAAAAGAUAUGGGAAACUACUGCCCAAACUAUAUUCUUCAAAUUUUUUCAAAAAUAUUUGGAAAAGUGGUGGUAAUGCAAAUUUUAAAAAAAGUUUCAGAUAAUCAAUAUGGCUUUCAAAAAGGAAAUUGCACAACAGAGACCAUUAUUGAGUUUGUGAAAAUUUCUGCAUUAUACAAGUUUAGAAAAGUUGCAUUAUCAUUCUGCAAUCUCAUAAAAGCAUUUGAUUGUGUAAUCUAUCACUUGCUCCUGUAUAAAAUGGAAAGAUAUGGAAUUGGAGGUUGUGCUUUAGAGUGGUUUAGGACAUAUCUCAGAAACAGAAAACAGGUUGGUUAUAUCAUCAAGCAAGAGAAAUUGCUCCUCUGA
This is a messenger RNA of Schistocerca nitens (vagrant locust), 450 nucleotides long. RefSeq lists its product as uncharacterized. The transcript has a single exon. Bases 1 to 450 code for a protein of 149 amino acids. NCBI's taxonomy places the organism in Eukaryota, Metazoa, Arthropoda, Insecta, Orthoptera, Acrididae. The record is from RefSeq and is a predicted model, not a curated record.